AUGUCAAACAAGAGAGAUUCCACUUCGCCUUAUGUCGAGUCCAAAAAGGUCAAGCUUGAUGACAACAAAAAAGACGACAUUGCAAUUGACUCGGAGUUACUAGGCGAUCAAUCUUCCUAUGCCUCCUCGGGAGCUCAGGAUAACAAUGCUUCCAAAGAGGAAGAAGAUGCCGUCGCUGCCGCAGCUUCUCUUGUGUCUGAUGCAGACACCGCCAAUGCCGCUGCCGCAGCCUUAAAUCACCAGCAGCAACCACACCACCACCACCAUCAUCACCAACAACAACAACAGCAGCAACAAUUGCAACAACGGUUAGCUUAUGAAAACCACCAUUAUGGAUCACUGGUACACGCUGCAGCUGCAGCUGCAGCUGCUCAACAGCACCAUAGACCAGAUACUACUAUGUUACAACCCACGACUUUGCCUCCUUCCAAUUCAUCUAAACCCACGCAUGGGUCGGAGGAAUGGCAUCGGGUGAGAAGAGAAAACCACAAAGAAGUGGAGAGAAGAAGAAGAGAAUCGAUAAAUCAAGGCAUCAAGGAGCUCGCUGCGUUGAUUCCUACAGCAGAAUCGAACAAGGCACAGAUAUUACAACGUGCCAUCGAAUUCAUCAGAAGACUAAAGGAGAAUGAGAACAACAAUAUUGAGAAAUGGACUUUGGAGAAAUUAUUGACUGAACAGGCAGUCAGUGAGUUGAAUGCUUCAAAUGAAAAGUUGAAGGCAGAAUUGGAGAGAGCCUACCGUGAAAUAGAGCAAUUGCGGAGAAAGAUUGACGAGAAAUGA
Messenger RNA from Clavispora lusitaniae ATCC 42720, 780 nucleotides. It is a transcript of the gene CBF1, whose product is annotated as Cbf1p. Gene Ontology annotation, molecular function: DNA-binding transcription factor activity; protein dimerization activity. The record is from RefSeq and is a predicted model, not a curated record. Gene Ontology annotation, cellular component: nucleus. NCBI's taxonomy places the organism in Eukaryota, Fungi, Ascomycota, Pichiomycetes, Serinales, Metschnikowiaceae.